Verruconis gallopava is the source of this 2006-nucleotide messenger RNA. RefSeq lists its product as uncharacterized. The transcript has 2 exons. The coding region runs from base 304 to 1992 and encodes 562 amino acids. NCBI's taxonomy places the organism in Eukaryota, Fungi, Ascomycota, Dothideomycetes, Venturiales, Sympoventuriaceae. The record is from RefSeq and is a predicted model, not a curated record.
CGGCCACAGCGAAGACUGCAGCCAAAGCCACCGCCGUCUUAUCCGUGUUCGCGCACAGAUUGACCGGUGCGAUUGUACGCUCGACGCGUUCAUUUCCCUUGGCUAGAAAGCUCGCCUCAAGCUGUACCAUACGUGCCCUUCAUGCCUGAUAUCCAUUCACUCAGCCCUGUCCUCCACUCCACGCAACAAGCUACCCAACCUUAAGUUUUACAGCUUCCAUAUAUAUAUACUGUUCCUUGCAAAAAGACCAACAUAUAUAUCCUUUCCUUUCUUUCUCUCGAGACCUGUGCUACAACCCAAGGAAUGAUGGACGACAUAUACGACAACGGCUCUCUCGCGGCGUCCCUAGAGGACUUCGAGCACGAUCGUUCGCCCACCUUCAACCCCUCCCUCAACAACUCCGCCUUCCGCUCCGAAGAAUCAGAACCCGACUCAGACCGCCUGUCCGCUCCAUGGUCACCUCCCGUAUGGCGAAAAGCAAAUAGCGGGUGGAUGCGACAGCACAGGUUCCCACCACCCGGCGCAUCUGUAUCACAUAGCACCAGCCCGCUGUACGAAAGUGCAGGAGAGGGCGACGACACGCUAUUGCCGUCCAAUGUGCCGCUACCGCCAUCGCCGCCAAAGGAGACCCCUGGAGCAAGUCCGGAGAAGAAUGAUUCUGACGGUAUUUACGGACGCCGGGACUUUCCCCAGCCAUUUGGUGGAGGUCAACCGAUGACGGAAAGAGAGAGCUCCGCUGCACCGGAUCACACUGGCAACUAUUUUCGUUUUGCCAUGAGGGCGGAGGUCCAGCAUAGAACAGACCCUUAUGAUGGUGCUGUACUAUGGCUUCGAGACACGUGCUCGAGGAUAUUCAGGACAUGGACCUCAACGCUUACUGCCUGUACGGUCGCCUUCUUGGCCUGGUCGUUGAUGCGAUCGUUGCUGUCGACGCCGACACCUCUGCCGACGCCGGACAUGCUCAAAGCAACCCAAAUAGCAAGGACCUUUGAGCCUCUCAUUUAUUAUUCGGAAAGUGGAUCGCAGCACAUCAGCGACAUACAAGAUACAAGUGUCGCCGUCUGGGACCUAAGUGAGAGCGUGCGAUCGUCGAAUUUCACAUCAGCUCCCAUCAUAGUCAAGCAACUUGACGAGUUGAGCGAAAGCUUCAAGAAUCUUGCCGUGGUGCUCACAAGCUUCUUCUCCAAUGUCGAAGGCGAUAUCGACUCCAUUCUCAUAGUGAUGGAAUGGUCGAAACGACAUCUUCAGACCAUUGACACAACUCCCGCAGGUUCGAUAAGCUCACUCCUCGAUAACUUGCACGGAAUGCUGUCGCGAAUCGGACUCCUCGAGACAUCGUCGGGUCCUACCCCCUUAGGCUACCUCGUCAAGUUCACACUUGGCGAAACGUCAUCCCAGCGAAAUGCAGCCACACUCCGACGCACCUUUAACGAGUUCCUGAACGUGCUUGAGGAUGCAAUCAAUAAUGAAUUGCAAAUGACGCUCAAAGUCUUUGGAGAAUUCAACCGUAUCGACACUCAGCUCCUCAACAUUCAACGCACCGUCAUCCGUGAGACAGAUCAGCAGGAACGCGAAGAGGGCGAAAUGCUCUCCUCGUUGUGGACACGCCUGAUCGGAACGCGUGCGACUGAGCUCCGCAAGUUUGAAAAGAACAAGAAACUGCUCUCCUCCAUUCGCGAGACUUCCGUGCAGAACAAGCACAUUCUGCUUGAUCAUAACGGGAAGCUCCUGCAGCUGAAGUCGAACUUGGAGGUUCUCCGCAAGAAGCUGGUCAGUCCUCUCGUGAGGAGCAACGAUAGCAGUGCACUUAGUGUCGAGGAGCAGAUUGCAGGUUUAGAUGACACGUAUCUCCAUCUCAAGGCCGUAAGGGAAAGGCAGAGGCAGAAGACAUUGGAGAACCUUUAUGCGAGCGCCGCGAGGAGGGUGCACCUCAAAAGCGGAGCUAACGGGAUUGAUGCCACCGCGUCAGGGGGGGAAAUAGGUGCAGCGUGAUUCUGAGUCGUCCC